CUCGCGCUCCAGAUUUUAGUUUACGUGCAGUCUGCUCUGCAUUCAUUUUUGUUGAGAGUCUCUACGACUCAGAAUAGAACUGUUCACAUCGAGCGUCAUCACUUUUUUUGUUUAUUUGUUUAGUUUUGUUUGCUCCCUUUGUUUUAACAGUGCACCAUACGUUUUUUUUUUAAUUUCUGUAAAUAGCCUACAUCAGGAUGGAACUUAAUUCUCUUCUUCUUCUCCUUGAGGCAGCAGAGUAUUUGGAAAGAAGAGACAGAGAAGCUGAACACGGCUACGCGUCUGUUUUGCCCUUCGAUAGCGACUUUUCCGGAAAGAAAACGAAAUCCUCUUCCAUUUCGAGAAAACCCCACAACAAUAGGUCAUCACACAAUGAGCUGGAAAAACACAGACGUGCCAAACUGCGAUUGUACCUGGAGCAGCUGAAACAGCUUGUGCCUUUGGGUCCUGAUAGCACCCGUCACACCACACUGAGCCUGCUCAAACGCGCCAAAAUGCACAUCAAGAAGCUGGAGGAACAGGACAGGAAGGCUCUAAACAUGAAGGAGCAACUGCAGAGAGAACACCGCUACCUCAAACGGCGCCUGGAGCAGCUCUCUGUACAGGGCUUAGAGCGCAUUCGCACUGACAGCAUGGGCUCCACCAUCUACACUGACUCUGAGCAAGAAGUGGACGUUGACAUAGAGGGGAUGGAGUUCACAGCAGGUGAGGGUGAUAGUGUGCACAGUGUUAGCGAUGGUGAAGACCACUACAGCCUGCAGAGCAGCUCCAGCGACGGAGGACACCGUUCACAUUCCUGCAGAUUACAGGCUCACAUCUGCUAGACCGCAGCGGUGUCGCCUACCCAACAUAUACAUCAGCCGUCACAGCUGGCAGGAAGCACCUGGCUGAUUUACACUCCUCGGAAAACUCUCAACUCUUGCAACGCUUUAUAUCAAACCCUCCCCAACACCACAAAUACACAGACAAGCAAUAUGUGGUUUAGGAAGAACAUGUGGUGCGGUAAUGCAGUUUUAACUCGUCUCUUCUGCUGUGUAUGAGUGAGAAAGUGUAGCUCUGUUCCAAAACCUAGUGUGUCAUCUGCAUAAACCGUUCUGAGACAUCAUCUUAACUCACAAGGAACAGGCUUGCGUACGUGAUUUUACUGUGUACUUCUUGGCUGCGUUUACACUUCAGAUUUCAAUCAGAUUUUUUAUAACUAACAUCUGGCCUAGAUCGGACAUCGUCGCACAUGUGUAAUCACAAAGAUCCAUUAUAUCACCUCGGUUCUGAGUUACGUGAUCAGAUUACUUUUUUCAAGUAACUAGUAAAGUGUUUAUGCAUUACUUCUAAAUUUACAAGAAAAUAUCUAAGUUACUUUUUUAAAUAAGUAACGCAAGUUACUUAGUCUCCCCGUGUAUCGACUGACAGCUCUUCUGUCCUCAUGUUGAGAGAAAUCAGGGUUUUUUUGCUAUUAAAAACAAAGAAGCUCAGCCCAGGUGACAAAAAGUAACACAAAAGUAACGCAUGCAUUACAUUCCAUAAACCGUAACUAAGUAACGUAAUUAGUUACGUUCCCCAACAGUGCUUCUUCUGAGCCACUCCAAACAUUCAGGAGCACGGAAGCCUGUCCCAUGAUAUUAAUGAAUAAAAUAGGUUCUUUACUGAACAUUAAAUUGUAUUUUUUGACAGCAAAGUGAUAAUUAUUCUAAUUUGGACCGGAAUGAAUGUAAACACACAUAUUAGAUACGAGGCAUGUCUUAUAUGAUUAUAAACAGAAGAGGAAAAAACGGAUAUGAUCAAAAGAUUAAAUCAGUGCAUUAAUGUAAACACAAAUGUAAAAGAAAAAAAAAAAGUGGGGAGUAAGUCUGUGAUACCCAAGAUGCUAUCUAGGUGUGCAGCUCACUAGGUUUGUGAAUGGAGCUUGCUUGUGUGUCAGUUUAUUUUGCAUUAUGGUUUUGAAUAGGAUUCUUGUGUGGUUCCUAAAAAAGUGCAAGUCGUAGCAUCAUGCACACUAAUAGACUCCAUAGUAGAGUAAUGGAUCGGGAGCAAAAGGACAGAACUUCAGGGCACUUCUAGGAGUCAGUGGAUUUUAUUUCAGCAUUUACCUCAGAUUCAUUAAUUGGCUACUUCUUUGCGAAAGAAAAGAGAAUAUCCAUUUAUAACGGAUGAUUCAAGUUGACUCUGUUGCAAAGAAACGGUGCUGUGCAAAUGCAUCAGAGUGUAGAAGUCUUUAUCUAAAACUAUCAGCAGUAAAUGAUGUAGCAAUAAACUUGGAAAGCUACGGCUUUCUGAUGCAGUGAACUGAUUCUGGCCCAAGCCUGAAAGACGUGAGAAGAUGAACAGAGCUGUUUUGUUUCAGUUGUAUUGCACUCAAACUGACAAGUUAAAACUGCAUGACCGACCGUGCAUGUGAAGGUGUAGGGGUAGAAGAAGCUCUGUGGAGGUGUUGGUACUGUCAGAAAAUUAUACUGAUGCUUUUAGUCCUGUGUAACUUACUCGCAAUCAUUUCUGAAGCCUUCCUCCUUCAGCAGUAUAUAUGCAGUGCAGUGUGCAAUAUUCCGUGUGUGAAAGAAGAGAGUUCUUAGUGCUGGGAGUUCCAGCUCUUCACAGACAGUCCCAGACCAAAAUAAAAAGAAACAGAAAAAUAUAUAUAUAUAUUUGAAAAAAGGAAAGAAAAAAAAGUGUAGUUUAUAUUUUCUGUAGUAGCUUUUGUAUUAUAUUUUCCUAAAUAUUCCUUGAUUUAAAAGACAAAUCGCAGAGUAUAUGAGAAUGACAGAAAAUGAGGCCAGGUUAAUGUUUGGAGAGCUCUGGCAUGCUGUGCCUUGACUUGUCAUAGCCCUGUUCCUUUGAUUCAUCCCUCCAAACCAGCUCAACCUGCCAGCCGCCCGCAGCUUCCGUCCUCAGAACAGACUCGUCCUGUGUCCUUCAGACGAGAAACAUGGGUUAGUCACCUCUGACCUCCAUCAAAACAUGCAUCAUCCUGAACAACACACUGGUCAUCUUCUCCUGUGGCAGCUCGUCUCACCUAAUCAGCUCCGCCCUUGAGGCUCUUUUCAUUUUUUAUCAUCUUCAUAAUAGCUGUCUUCUUAUUAUCCUCAUGCCUGAGAUGUGUUUUGUAUUUCAAACAAUGAAGUGGAAGACCUUGGGAGAAGAGCAUUGGAAUCAAUCAUUAAUGGCAGCUGGAGUCCUCCCCACCGUCUCCCAGCAGUAGAUCCUGUUCUUUAGUGUUAAAGAGUGCUUAAGUAUCUGAUCUUCUGCCCAUAAACGCAAAGAGACAGCAAUAUGAUUCUUGUGUUUGCAAAGGGGUGCGGUGUUGUAUUAGAAAGCAGCACUGUUUCACAAUUAUGGUGCAUAUUGUGACCAACACUUUGUUUUUUUAUUUUUAUUUUUUUUAUUCUCUCCAUUCUCUGCAAACACUUAAAGGAUUAUGGAAGCCCAUUUCUGCCACAGAAAAAAAAAAAUAAAAAA
This is a messenger RNA of Cyprinus carpio (common carp), 3450 nucleotides long. RefSeq names its product max dimerization protein 4. Lineage: Eukaryota; Metazoa; Chordata; Actinopteri; Cypriniformes; Cyprinidae. Gene Ontology annotation, biological process: regulation of transcription by RNA polymerase II. Gene Ontology annotation, molecular function: protein dimerization activity; RNA polymerase II cis-regulatory region sequence-specific DNA binding; DNA-binding transcription factor activity, RNA polymerase II-specific. The record is from RefSeq and is a predicted model, not a curated record.